This is a messenger RNA of Bolinopsis microptera, 1837 nucleotides long. Its product is annotated as organic cation/carnitine transporter 2-like. Gene Ontology annotation, biological process: transmembrane transport. The record is from RefSeq and is a predicted model, not a curated record. The transcript is spliced from 8 exons. Gene Ontology annotation, molecular function: transmembrane transporter activity. NCBI's taxonomy places the organism in Eukaryota, Metazoa, Ctenophora, Tentaculata, Lobata, Bolinopsidae. The coding region runs from base 87 to 1679 and encodes 530 amino acids.
GUCUAGAUAGAUGAUCAAGGAGAUGUAGGUUGUAGUAAAAAAACUCACUUCACUCCUUAGACCCGUUCUAUCGCCUCCAUCGCCACAUGGACGAUGUGAUAAAGCGUGUUGGACAUGUAUUCGGGGCAAAUGAGUUUUUCAUGCUCUUUUCUCUGUCUUUGGCGGCCAUCCCUACUUCAUUUGUUCUCUUUCUAGAGAUCGUGACUACCGAAGAACCAGAGGUCUGCGUAUGGAACCAUGAUAGGAGCAAUUGUAUAGUGUAUAACGGUGAGCCUACAGACGUGUGCAGACUAGCAGAUCAGACCUUGUGGCAGUACAAUUAUCCCCUGGAGACUGUCAUCAGUACUUACAACCUUCUCUGUCACGAUUACUGGGAGCAAUGCCUGCCUCAAAUACUGUUCUACUUGGGCAUGCUGCCAAGUUGUGUUCUAGCAGGAUAUGUAUCAGAUCAGUUCGGAAGGAAGACUUCGCUCAUACUCUUCCUGUUCAUGGAAUCCUUGUCUCUGUCACUACUCAUUGCAGUCAGGAGUUAUAUCGGAUUCCUCAUUUUAAGAUACUUCACUGGUCUGUGUAUCGGGUACUUCGUGAAUUGUGGGACGUUGAUUAUAGAGGGCCUUAAAGUUGAGUUCAGACACACUUUCCUCGCCUCCAUUUGGUGCUCUUUCUCUUUCGGUACGAUGGUACUCGGACUGCUGAGUAUGUUAUUUCACCGGUAUAUCGACAUGGUGGCGUGUGUGGUUGUCUUCAAUGUUUUACUCUUGCUUAUCUACGUACUGUGUAUUGAUGAGUCCUUAAGGUGGCUCCUUAUCAAACAAAAGAAAGACAGAGCCCAGUACAUGCUGAACAAGAUAGCGUACCAGAGCAAGGUGGCGAUGCCCAAAUAUGAGGACAUUCCGCAACCAGAGGAUGAGCAGUACAGUAUCAGGGACUUCUUUACUCUUAAAAAAUCUAGAAUGAUAACGUUAAUCCUGCUGCAGCUGAGCAUCCUGAGCUUUUACCUUCUAGUUGACUUCACACAGACCUCCAUGGACGCUAUCAUGUCCCAGCACAGCUACCAACGGUACGGUUUCAAGAACUCCGAACAAGCUCGAGCCAUCAACUUUAUACUAAGUGGCUGUGUUAACCUUGUUGGAGUUGUGUUAACGGGUUUGCUGUGCAAGUUGGUAGGGAGGCGACCCACUGUGGUGUUGGAGCUGGGAGCGAUCCUGGUGGCGCUUGUAAUGCUGCUAAGCAUGGGGAUUACAAUGAGGAAACACAUAGUUUCUGAAGUCAGCUCUUACAUUAUAAGGAUAGUAGCUCCAGGUUUAGUGUACCUCAGCUCACUAUACUCCCUGGAAGUGCACAUAACCCCCCUCAGAGCCAGAGCAGUGGGGUUAGCAACUGCCGGCGCUGCACUCGGUGGAAUACUCAGCUCAGCCAAGAACUUCUCGAGAGCCGAAAACUUUGAUAAAGAUGAAAUAAUCAUAACCUCUGUUGAAAUCGGAAUAGUGUUGUACAUGAUGGUACUGUGCAUGAAGUUGCCAGAAACGAAGGGGCGGAUGUUACCGGACAGUUUGGAACACAUGCCAGAAACAAUGGCGGUUACAGAUUGGUGUAAAUGUAAGCAGGUUGACGAAACAGUGCCUUUACUUGAGGGAGAUAAUAGUGUUGGUUUUAGUUUGGAUAAGUGUGCGGAGUGAAGGGUGUAGGUAGUUUGAUAAAAUUACAAGAAUUUUGUAGAUAGUGUGUAGUAAGGUUUCUUUUGAAUUGUUAUGAUGAUAAUGAUUAUUUUAAAUCGAAUUCUUAAUUUUGUAAUGGUUUGCUCUUGAUGAACUUUUUAGAUUUGUUUGAUAAAUUU